AUGGAAAGCGAAGCUAAAGGCAAAGCUGGAUCGACAGCAGUAUCGGUUUUCGUUCCACUCGUUGCGCCGAUGAUCGAGAGUACAUCGCACGCAGCGUCAGUGAAUGGAAGCGAAGAAAAAAGCAAGGAACAUCUGCAGCUUGUUCUAGCCGAGCUUGCUGGAGGUUCUGUGCGACCUGGAGUGGAAAUUGACAAGAAAGACCUGACCAAUGAGCUACUUCUGGGCAAGAUCGAUGAUAUCCUCACCACAGUGAAGAACAACACGGUGCCAACGUUGCGGCUGAGUUCAAGGUUGCAGUACGGAUGA
This is a messenger RNA of Phytophthora nicotianae INRA-310, 306 nucleotides long. RefSeq lists its product as hypothetical. The record is from RefSeq and is a predicted model, not a curated record. The coding region runs from base 1 to 306 and encodes 101 amino acids. The transcript is spliced from 2 exons. Lineage: Eukaryota; Oomycota; Peronosporomycetes; Peronosporales; Peronosporaceae.